Drosophila erecta is the source of this 2433-nucleotide messenger RNA. RefSeq lists its product as uncharacterized. The record is from RefSeq and is a predicted model, not a curated record. The transcript is spliced from 2 exons. NCBI's taxonomy places the organism in Eukaryota, Metazoa, Arthropoda, Insecta, Diptera, Drosophilidae. The coding region runs from base 115 to 2154 and encodes 679 amino acids.
UUAGUGGGUCUGUGUUGUUACUGGAAUACAGAUUAGUUUUAGGAACUCCCCCUAUAAAUAAAGAUCGUAUUCCCGCUUUAAUCAGCCAAAGUUUCAUUUAUUAUAACACUAAAUAUGGGACCCCACAAUAAGUCCGAAGAUAUUGUUUUGAGGCAAUGGUUGGUCAGGGAUGACUCUCUUUUCCAAGCAUGUGGGUUUUGUCUAGUUGCGGCAUCUGACGAUCAGUCUGUGUUUAUCACUUGGGACAAGUAUUAUUUGCUAAACAUACGCUUUAAGAUGCCGGUGGAUUGCUGCAGGACAAAAAUGACUGCUGUGCGUAUUCCUUUGCCCAAAGGUGAAGGAGGUUAUAUUAGGAGUGUGCAUACUCUGAGGUACAACACGAUUCUGCAUAUGUCGAAUGGAGAGUUAUACAGCUUUACCUCAUUUAAGGCGCUGAAUUUAAUAAAUUGGAUCAGUGAAGUUCGUUGUUUAGCUAUUGUCGACCAAGGAUUCAGCGUCAUUCGAAUAGACAAUCGACGACUGCUGCUGCAGACGUAUAUUGACAUUCCUAAUUUAGAAAAGGACAAGUGUACACUGCAACAUACAUUUGACAUAACUUUCGACCAGCAAAAUAUAUUUCAGUGCGACUGGCAGCAUAAUGAGUACACUCUGACAACUUUAAAAGUUACCGAAAAGGAAGAACAGUUUGUGCGAAGUGUUCUUGGCACAAACACAGUGGAACUAAAUAAUGUUUACAUAUUUAGCAUAGCUGGACAUGUAUUUGCGUUGGCUCAUAAACAAAAAAAAAGAUCAGAAAGUACCGGUCCAGAUUAUAAUAUCGAGCUUCUAUGCAUAUAUGCAGCGCACGUUAAAUUCAUCAAACUGCUGCCAAUCGAGAACCUAUGCUUGGUUUUUCUCAGCUCUGGCAGUGUAGACAUGUGGUACAUGUCUAGACUUCUUUCUAUAAAACAGCGUCAAAUGUAUCACACAGGUUCUGAAUGGCUGGACUACGAUGCAACAAGUGACAAUGGCGAUUUCUAUUACACGGACGGAAACCAACUGGUGCGACUGAGAUUCAAGUACAACGUCCAGCUUGACGAGUGUUUUGUCUACACCUUGGCAAAGCCAGUGUAUGGGAUUUACGGAUGUAGUUGGAUAGACCAAAAAAAAGAAUUGUUUUGCCUGAGCGACAACAACAUACUAUAUUGCAUUCGUUUUGGGAUGUCCGAAAUGAAUGGUCAAACGUUGAAUUUUUCAACGCCAAACCUUACACCCUCAGCUUUUAAGAGAUUGCAGCACAACGCCAAAGCCUUGCAGGUAUAUAAAAAACAGCCCGAUUUUCUAAGGCAAAAAUUACAUAAGGAGUAUAGGCAACAGCAACUCAUUUCUAUGAGUAAAAAUAGCCAGAAAUUAGGUGCGCCUAUUAAAAUAACACUGGAGUACCACCUUCAAGUACCUAGCAUUGUCGAGGAUAAUGUUCUUCUACAGGCAGCGCAGAAUUUUGAUGCUCAGACAAGUUGUAUAUAUGCUGUGCUUAAGGUCAGUCUUAUCGAUAGCCGGCUCCUGUUGCAGAGGACAUUUUGGAAGCUUUUGACGUUUUAUGAAAACCGCAUCAGCGUCCUCCUCUUGCCUACAGAAAUACUUGUUAAUCAAAAAUGUAACGUGGUUGUAGCGUUAAAUAAAAUGAAAAACGAACAUUUGCCUAAUUUUAAAAGUCAGCUUAUGGAACUUGUUGAACUUAAUAACCAAACAUGUGCUGUACUUUUUCACAUACCGGUAGUAAGUUGUGGACAUACAUUUCGUGCUAUUUUUGGUGGAAGAAUAGUUCCUGGGAGAUUUAGUCUGAACAAUAAGUUAUUGCUGCAAAAGAAACCAGAUAUAAAAAAAAUAAGGCAGGCUUGCAGUCUAGGAAGUCAAUUCACUCUUUCUAAUAUAGCGGAUAUAUUUUGCAAUGCCAUUUGCAUUCACAAUGACUCUUUGGAAUUGUCUUUUAUAGACGAAAAGUUGCACUUCCUAAGCAAUAGAAAUAUUAGGAUAAACCAUUUAAAUGGAAUGCUGGAAAGUAAAGAUGCUUCAACGAUUUACUAUUUUAAGCAACAUAUUAUUUUAAACUCGGAUCAACUCGAAUCUGCAUCAAAGAAAUAUGACUUAACCUUUAAUACUAUAAUGAGUUAAAUAAACUAAUUAUUAAAUUAAAAAAUGCCACAACACUUGUAAGUGAAAUUGUUGAAAUACCAAACCCACAUCUAAAAGUUGUCCGCAUAGCAAUCAUCAAUUCUGUAAUAGUAAAAUAAAAUGUUCAGACCUAAACGAUGUGAUUUUUGAAGUUAAAGCGGAAACUUUGGUGUUUGAACUUAAGAUGAUAAAUCAAUCGCCCAGCUACAGGAUAAGCAUUUAAAAAAAUAAUAAGGUAAGGUAUAUAUGGGUCGUUAUAUAAAAAAUUGUACAUCUUCG